GUACACGAUCGCUGAAAGCCUAAUGGCAGCUUCGACUUUGUCAAAUCAAAAUGACAGCCCCGAACAAUUUGAAUCAUUAUUGCUUAUUUCGCUCAUAAAAGUAAAACAAGUUCCACACACCAUGGCCACAUCCGACAUUCCGCUAGUGGUUCUCCUGAUCUCCGGUAAACGGAAGUGCGGUAAAGAUUUCCUAACUGAACGUCUUCUACAAAGAUUGACCACCGAGAGAGCGCAGGUCAUCCGCAUUUCGGAGCCGAUCAAGCGAAGCUGGGCCGAAACCAGUGGGCUGGAUCUGGAGAAACUGCUGGGAGAUAGCCCAUACAAAGAGCAAUACCGCAAAGAGAUGAUCGAGUGGAGCGAUCGGAAACGAGCCGAAGACUACGGAUGCUUUUGCCGGCAGGCUUGCUCGAAUCUUUCGAAGGAAAUCUGCAUCGUAAGCGAUAUCCGUAGGAAAACGGACGUGAGAUUUUUCAGGGAACAAUUUGGCCAGCGAGUAAAAAGUGUGCGAAUUGUAGCUGACGAUGCGACUAGAAUGCAACGAGGGUGGGCCUUUCGGGAAGGGGUGGACAACGUGCAAUCCGAAUGCGAUUUGGACGAGUUCACAGAAUGGGACCUGGUGGUUACGAAUGACAGUGGGACAGAUGUGGAAGAGAUUCUGAAGACAAUUGAAGCAUUGUUAUGAAAGAUGGAGACA
Messenger RNA from Armigeres subalbatus, 694 nucleotides. RefSeq names its product phosphomevalonate kinase. Gene Ontology annotation, molecular function: phosphomevalonate kinase activity. Lineage: Eukaryota; Metazoa; Arthropoda; Insecta; Diptera; Culicidae. Gene Ontology annotation, biological process: cholesterol biosynthetic process; isopentenyl diphosphate biosynthetic process, mevalonate pathway. The transcript has 2 exons. Gene Ontology annotation, cellular component: cytoplasm. The record is from RefSeq and is a predicted model, not a curated record. Bases 23 to 682 code for a protein of 219 amino acids.